This is a messenger RNA of Mercurialis annua (annual mercury), 459 nucleotides long. RefSeq lists its product as uncharacterized. NCBI's taxonomy places the organism in Eukaryota, Viridiplantae, Streptophyta, Magnoliopsida, Malpighiales, Euphorbiaceae. The transcript is spliced from 2 exons. The coding region runs from base 1 to 459 and encodes 152 amino acids. The record is from RefSeq and is a predicted model, not a curated record.
AUGCCCAAAUACGCAAAGUUCAUCAAAUACAUCCUGACAAACAAGAGGAAAUGUACGGAUGAUGGCAUGAUCUCGUUAACAGAAAACUAUAGCUCCAUAAUUUCUAAGAAAAUCCCAACUAAAUUGAAAGAUCUGAGAAGUUUUACCAUUCUGUGUGUAGUUAAUGAUAUGGAAUUCUCCAAAUGCUUGUGUGAAUUAGGAGCUAGCAUUAACUUGAUGCCAUUAUCUAUAUUCCAAAAGCUUUGCUUGAGUGAGGUGAAGGAAACCUCAAUGCUACUCCAAUUGGCAGAUCAAUCCAUCAAACGACAGUACAAUAUCAUCGAGGUAAUAGGCGAGGACCAAGUUAAGUUUAACAUAACCAGCCUAAUAAAAAAACCUUUGGAGGAGGAGACAUGUAUGAGGGUUGAUUUCACUGAUGAGUGUAUGAUCGAAGAAAAGGAUGAGGAAUCCAUAAUCUAG